AUGACAAGUUCAUCAACUUCUUCUUCUCGUUUUCCUCGAAUCUCCACUUAUGGUGUGCCCACAAGAUGUUGGUGUGGAGAGGGCAUAACAACUUUUGGUUCAUCGACCGCAGAGAAUCAGUAUCGACGAUUCCACAGAUGCGAAAUUGCAAAAGGUAGAAAAUCUGAGAAUCAUCUAUUUAAAUGGAUUGAUGAAGCGUUGAUUAACGAGAUGCGGAUGGUAAAUGCAAAACAUGAGAGGGUUGCUCAAGGGCUUACGAACUUUGAAAAAAGGGUCAUGGAAAAAGUGAAGUCUGAGAUUGCUAGAAUUGAACAUGAGGUGUCGCAAAAACUCAAAGAGAAGGUGAAGUUGGAGAUUGCUAGAGUUGAAAAAGAGAUGAAACAGAAGCUAAAGAUUGCAACAGUGGCUAUGGUUGUUGUAGGAGCAAUCGUAGGGAUAUGGAAUUCUCUUACUGUCUGA
Molecule: messenger RNA, 459 nt
Organism: Raphanus sativus (radish)
Lineage: Eukaryota; Viridiplantae; Streptophyta; Magnoliopsida; Brassicales; Brassicaceae
Exons: 2
Coding region: 1-459 (152 amino acids)
Molecular function (GO): zinc ion binding
Source: RefSeq, a predicted model, not a curated record